This is a messenger RNA of Didymodactylos carnosus, 486 nucleotides long. NCBI's taxonomy places the organism in Eukaryota, Metazoa, Rotifera, Eurotatoria, Philodinida, Philodinidae. The record is from the annotation of a GenBank genome assembly.
AUGCCAGAAGUUAUUAAUAGGGAAAUGAAUGUACGAGAAGGUGCUACCGUUAUUCAAUCCAGAGAAGAAGAAUCAAUUGAUUCUCCGCGGCUUGUUGGUCUCACAACAAAAGAACCAUCACUUGUUAACACGUCGUUUGAUUCACCGGAUGCCAAAAAUACACAGCCUAAAUGUUUGCCCCGGAUGUCAUUAUCUCCUAAAUUUCGGCUUGUUUGGCUAUGUACAGGUGAUAACUACCAGUUAUUAGAUGAACUAAACACUAUUUUCGGAAAUUCGUUUGCAACUUUUUCAAAUGUCGACAUAUGCGGAACAUAUAUCGCAUUAAUGAACAAUUUUCGGCUUGUAUUGAUCGUUAGCGGAAGCUUUGGUCGAGAGCUCGUGCCAAUAAUUCACGAUUUAUCUCAGUUGGAGGCAAUUCAUGUUUAUUGCCUCGAUAAAUCUGGGAACAAGAAAUGGACGAAAAAUUAUCAAAAUGUAAUCAAGUAG